CAGCGUCACAGCGGAGGCUGCUGAUAGCUGGUUAGCGUUAGCAUUUAGCCACUCGGUUUGUAAACAAUGCGACAGCGGAGGGUUCCGGUUGACACGGAAACAAACAAUCCGGAGCACAAACUGAAAGAAGUGGGUUUGCUGGUUUGCUGCAGUUUCACUGAGGCCCCUGUCUCUUAUGGAGUCACUCAACACGUUUGAGUCUGAGAUGGAGGCUGAUGGUCAGGGCAGCUACUCUCUGUUUCCUGCUCUGGACAGCAUUGCGAGUCUGUCUGGGACCGCUGAAGCUUUGGAGAGCGAACCACCUAGUGAAAUUGCAGAGAAGCCAAACCUCACAUGGCUCGAUGCUGCACAGAUUGUGUUGGAAGAAGCUGGACGUCCCAUGCACAUAAAAGAGAUUAAACAGAGAAUCAUCGACAGGGGGCUCGUUCAAUCCAAUGCAAAGUCGAGCCUGGAGGCUGUCAUGUACCGUGAGACACAAAAGGGCAGCAGGAGAUUCAAGAGGAUUGAGAACAGAAACGGAGUCUUUGCACUGCUGACUGAUGAGGAGCGGCAGCAGGCCCUUCAGGCCUUCACUGCCCAGUCUUUCCUCGGCUCUCCGCAGCAGAAUACCAUCUCCAGCUCUGGCUCAGGUGCCUCGGCGCCCGCCUUCCCCUCCCCCACCAGUUCCUCAGAGCAUAAGACCAAGAUGAAGAGAGGUCCACGGAAAAACCAGAACGAAAAGUACCGCCUGAAGUACCUUAGACUGCGCAAGGCUGCCCGAGCCAUGAUAUUUGAGAAUGCCGCUCUCUGUGAUGAAGUUGCCCACUUAGAAGAGAAGUUUCUGAGGGCAAAGGAGGAGCGGAGGUUUUUACUGAAGUCACUGUUGCAGUACCAGUCUUUGUCAGAGGGGGAGAUUCUGCCAGCGCCUAGCUCAAGCUCUCAUCCACCUGUGCCGCCUGUGGCAUUAGCCUCAGGUCCUGCAGGGGCUUCAGGCCUGUCUGGGGGGCAUAACUUGGGGUCAAUGGUGUCAAUAGGGGAGGACGGACCUCUUAAAAAACCAAAGAAGGAAAGGAAAGAGCGAGGCAGGGAAAAUGGAAAGGAGGAAUUUCCAAAGAAGAUGUCUAAGAAGAGAAAACUAGCAGAUGGGUCUCGGAAGCUGGUGCAACCCAUCCCUCUGGACUCAUCUGGUCGUCCCGUAUUUCCCAUCGUACUGGGAGGUUUAACAGUCUACAGCCUGGGAGAGAUCAUCACAGACAGGACGUUGUUCCACGAUGAGUGUGCCAUCUACCCAGUGGGCUUCUGCAGCACGCGAGUCUUUGCCAGCAUGAAAAGCCCCGACCAGCAGUGCCUCUACACCUGCCAAAUCAAGGAUGGGGGAACAGGUCCACAGUUUGAGAUUGUGCCUGAAGAAGACCCUCAGAAUGCCAUCGUGGCCUCCUCUGCCCUGACAUGCCACUCCAAUCUGCUGAAAGCCAUUGCAUCUGUCAGUACCAAGUCUGUGGCGCCCAUCGUGCCAUCAGGAGCUGACUUCUUUGGCUUCUCACACCCCACCAUCCAGAAUCUCAUCCAGAGUUGUCCCGGGGCACGCAAAUGUAGCAACUACAGGUGGAUACGUUUCGAGGUGUGCCGCCCUGGUGAUGGCCAGGUUCCUCACAGCCUAUCAGAGGACGAUGCCUCUGUCAACUUUGAGGCCUACCAGAGACACCGGGGCUUUGAUGAGAACAUCAAGACGGAGCACAUGACAGGACAGACACCGCAGUCUCCCAGCUCCUCUCAUCAGCACCACCUGACCAGCUCCACCAUAAAGCCCUCUACCUCAUAUUUCAGCUCCUGAUUCUAAAAGCGCCGCUGAAUUCAAGGUCACACAGUAUCCUUGUGAACUUUUAUUCCUACAAUGGCCUACAAUGUUUGGGUUUUUUUCUCUCCUAUUUUUCCUUCCUGGUUCAAUAAUUCAGGAAACAGAGGCAUAUAAUAACUCAAAGCUAUGUUAUUUAUUGUAUGUCAUCAUAUUCUACCAAGGCCCAGACAGUAUUACUGGGAGUGUGUGCUAACAUGGUUGAUGCUAAUAUACUCAAUGUGGUUGGUGAGUUAGCUUUAUGCUUAACGUGCCAAUAGCACCAUAAACUCAACAACUCUAUAUUGACAUGCUUCACUAUAUGUAUAUAAAUAUCUGUGCUGGAUUUCAGAAAUUGUAUCCUAGUUGACAGCAUGUCCAAAAUUUAAUUAGUAUAACAUGUUUUAAUAAUUGCAAAGAAAAACUUAAAAAAUGGUUAUUAUGCUUUCAGGUUUUGGUACAUGGCACACUACAGCAAUGGUAUUUAACUGUUGGUACGCUACUCAAAGUUGCUGUUACAAGACAUUACAGUUAAUAUUUUUUCGUGUUUGAUUAAUCAGUAAUUUCAUCGCAUUUCCAUCUGUUUUACUUUGAAGGUAAAAGCCUAGGCUUUGAAUGUAACACACCCACACAAACUUAGUUGUGGAUUUGUAUUUUAUUUGUGCAAAUUAUGUUCAAUUUAAAAAGACACAUUUGUGUUGUUCAAAUAAAAAUAAACAUUUGUCAUACUUGUCUACAUUCAUACAGUCCAGCAAUUAUUGACAGUGGUUGUAGCAGCAUAGACUGUAUACAAGAGUGUAACCAAAAUGAUAUAUAGCCAUAUAUCUGUCCCAGGGUUUUUAAGCUCCAGUAAGCAUGUUCAGUGGUUUAGCAGACAGACUGAUCUUUAAAAAAAAAA
Molecule: messenger RNA, 2711 nt
Organism: Morone saxatilis (striped sea-bass)
Lineage: Eukaryota; Metazoa; Chordata; Actinopteri; Moronidae
Gene: fyrd1
Product: transforming growth factor beta regulator 1
Exons: 15
Coding region: 176-1813 (545 amino acids)
Biological process (GO): regulation of cell cycle; regulation of DNA-templated transcription
Cellular component (GO): nucleus
Source: RefSeq, a predicted model, not a curated record